Cladophialophora immunda is the source of this 1653-nucleotide messenger RNA. RefSeq lists its product as uncharacterized. Bases 1 to 1653 code for a protein of 550 amino acids. Lineage: Eukaryota; Fungi; Ascomycota; Eurotiomycetes; Chaetothyriales; Herpotrichiellaceae. The transcript is spliced from 6 exons. The record is from RefSeq and is a predicted model, not a curated record.
AUGCUCUCGCCGCUUGCGUCUCUUCUAUUGCUCGGCGCUCGUAUCGCCUCCAGCCAAUUGCUGACGCUCAUGGGGCCAGACUGGAACGCCACCGAAUGGGCCUGGCAAUCCUCUGUCGUCGUUGACAACUCGCUGUUUGUCAAUGGUGGUGAAUUCUUCAAUCAGGUCAACCCGCCAAAGCCAGCAGUCCAGCCGUACGAGGAAUAUGGCACCGUUUGGAUUGACUUGUCGUCUUCCUGGACCAAUGCCAGUCUGAGCAACUAUGUCUGGACGGUCCCUCCGAAUCUCCCACAGGGCUGGUACACAAACUUUUGGCACGACCCAGUGGACGAUCAAAUAAAUGCUUGGGGAGGGUGGCUGGUAAACAGCUCGCAUCAGUCGAGUCUGUUCUCAAUGACGCAGUUCGCCAACGAUACUGUCAGCUGGACCAUAGCUCCUUCUCCUGACGAAAAUGGACUGAGUAUCAAUGCGACUGCGCCCUUCGGGUGUGCGUCGGCGUCCUCAAAUACAACAUUUUAUUGUUUGGGCGGCGCAAACGUUGGAAACAACGCGGUCUACCCAUACACUCAUCCCACCUUUCUCCCAAUACAAGGACUAGUACAGUACAAUUUUAGAAACCAGACUUGGAGCAACAUUUCCACCCCAGGCACAGCCUCGGCCGCGUACACUAUCGGAGCUCGUGCCGCGCAUGCUUCCAACUUUGGCGAUUCUGGAUUUCUUGUCUUCAUAGGAGGGAGUGAGCCUGCUGACCAAACAUUCGUUUACGGGGGCGACGUGCCGUUGGUUAGCAUGGCAAUCAUUACGCUCUUUGAUAUUGCAAGCUCGACAUGGUAUACGCAAGAGGCGACAGGGGAAAUUCCACCCGGACGAAUAGAUUUCUGCUCGGUGGCCGCUGAAUCGCAAAACCACUCUUUCGAGAUCUUCGUCUACGGAGGAGCCACAAACACCACGUACGAUCUAAGUCAUCCAGGCGACGAAGGCUUUCUCAACACUUAUGCACUUUCGAUCCCUGCUUUCAGGUGGUUCAAGUCAAACGAUAGCACGCCUGUGAGACGUGCCGCUCACACCUGUCAGCGCAUCGGAAACAGACAGAUGCUAUCUGUUGGGGGAGUCCAGCCCAGCAGCAAAGUCCAACGAGGUCAAGCUCUUGAUCCGUGGACUAACAGUAUCGGAGUCUUUGAUAUGACGGCAUUCAAGUGGUCAAGCUUUUACGACGCUGAUGCCGGUGUGUACCAGCAGCCGGACGUGAACGCUGACUGGAGAUUUUCUUUCACGCCUCCGCCUCCGCCAUCGUCGUCGUCGUCGACCUCUAGGCCGUCGAAGUCCCACACCGGCGCCAUCGUUGGUGGCGUCGUAGGGGCCGUAGCUGGCAUGGCGAUCUUGGCCGUCUGCGUAUUUCUUUUCUGUCGUCGCCGCCGCCGUAGCCGUAGCCGGGAGCUACAGCGAGUCCAAGCAGAGAGCGAGCAACGUCGUAAGCUAUCCGAGCUCGACAACAUGGGAAAGCCACGAGCCGAGCUUGCGUCGCACAUUCCCGAGCUUCCAUCGUCGAUUCCCGAGCUUGAUUCGUCCUUCCCUGAGCUUCCGUCCUCGUCGACAUCGGAGCUGCGGCAUAAGGCCCAGCACUUCGAGCAAGGCUCGACAGUACGUGGCUAG